UUGUCAAGCACUAGGAAGUACAGGACUAGGUUAUGUUUCAGUUGCAUCGUAGAGUUUACGAUUACAAGCACAGUAAUUUUUAAGUAACAAUUAAUGAAAUUGUUUAUUGUAAAUGAAAGCUAACAACUGAUUUAAAUAUUUAAAUUUAAUUGGAAGGAAUUUUCAAACCAAGUUCUGAAGUUUAAAAAAAAAUAAACAUUUAAUUAUUUACAAACAUGUUGCCGCUUUCAUUACUCAGGACAGCGCAAAAUCACCCAAUGUUGGUGGAAUUAAAAAAUGGAGAAACAUACAAUGGACAUUUAGUUAGUUGUGAUAAUUGGAUGAAUAUCAAUCUCAGAGAAGUGAUUUGCACAUCUAGGGACGGUGACAAAUUUUGGAAAAUGCCAGAAUGCUACAUCAGAGGCAGUACCAUAAAAUAUUUACGUAUUCCGGACGAAGUAAUAGACAUGGUGAAAGAAGACGUUCAAAUGAAAUCACGAGGAAGAGGUGAAAUGAAAGGCAGAGGUGGCCAAAGUCAGCGCGGAGGCCGAGGAGGAGGUCGUGGUGGCGGCACUUUUGGUAACCGCGGCAACAGAGGACCGGCACCUUUGGGUCGUGGUGGCGGCGGCAAUCAAGGCAACAAACCCCUUAAUAAAAACAGAAAUAAAUAAAUCUUAAUUACUAUCAUUACUUAAUAAUGUAUUAUUUAAUAAUUAAAUAAAAAUCCUGUGGAUUAUGAAAUUAAAAGAAA
This is a messenger RNA of Microplitis demolitor, 730 nucleotides long. Its product is annotated as U6 snRNA-associated Sm-like protein LSm4. Gene Ontology annotation, cellular component: P-body; spliceosomal tri-snRNP complex; U6 snRNP. The record is from RefSeq and is a predicted model, not a curated record. The coding region runs from base 216 to 650 and encodes 144 amino acids. NCBI's taxonomy places the organism in Eukaryota, Metazoa, Arthropoda, Insecta, Hymenoptera, Braconidae. Gene Ontology annotation, biological process: spliceosomal snRNP assembly; P-body assembly; mRNA splicing, via spliceosome. The transcript is spliced from 4 exons. Gene Ontology annotation, molecular function: U6 snRNA binding.